ACGACAGUAGACAACGACUGGGCACCGCCCACUCCAGAGUCCGGCAUGGAGCUCCGCGAGCUGGGCGGCACGGGCCUCCGCGUCAGCGCCGUCGGCUUCGGCGCCUCCCCGCUCGGCCACGUCUUCGGGGACGUGCCCCGCGACGCCGCCCGCGCCGCCGUCCGCCGCGCGCUCGACCUCGGCGUCAACUUCUUCGACACCUCCCCGUACUACGGCGGCACGGUCUCGGAGUCCGUCCUCGGGGACUGCCUCCGCCACGCGGCCGUCCCGCGGGACCAGGUCGUCGUCGCCACCAAGUGCGGCCGCUACAAGGACGAGGGGUUCGACUUCUCCGCCGCCCGCGUCGCCCGCAGCGUCGACGAGAGCCUCGCCCGCCUGGGGCUCGACUACGUCGACAUCCUCCACGCCCACGACAUCGAGUUCACCAGCCUCGACCAGAUUGUGAACGAGACGAUUCCCGCGCUCCGGAAGAUCAAGGAGAGCGGGAAGGCGCGGUUCAUCGGGAUCACCGGGCUGCCCCUCAGCAUCUACCCUUACGUGCUCGACCGGGUGCCGCCAGGCUCGGUGGAUGUCAUCCUGUCCUACUGCCACUACGGGAUCAAUGACACCUCCCUGGUCGACCUGCUUCCCUACCUGAAGAGCAAGGGCGUUGGGGUUAUCACAGCUUCGCCCCUUGCGAUGGGUCUUCUCACAGAUAAUGGGCCGCCAGACUGGCACCCUGCACCGGAGGAACUUAAGUCGGCAUGCAGGGCAGCUGCAGAGCAUUGUAGCAAAAAGGGGAAAAGCAUCACAAAGCUAGCUAUGCAAUACAGCCUGAUGAACAAUGAAAUUUCAACAGUUCUUGUUGGGAUGAAUUCUUCGAAACAGGUGGAGGAGAAUGUGGCUGCUGCAAUGGAGUUGUCAACGUCAGGCAUUGACGAAGAACUUCUGCAUGAAGUUGAAGCAAUUCUUGAGCCUGUGAAGAACGUGACUUGGCCUAGCGGUAUCCAGCAAGCCUGAUGUCCUAUAGCUGCUUGCAGGCCCUCGUGAUCAACAUAUCACUUCUGUUCGAUUCGGUCAAUUGACUGCUGAUUGCAAAUUUGCAAUCCCGUAAGUUGUUGAUGAAAGUGAAUGAAGGUGAUGGUUGGGAUUUUAUGGGCGGGUCAUCUUGUAACGUGGACAUGUCAACCGAAGACAACAUGGACAAUAAAAGAUCGAAGCUGAUCGCUGAAUAAGCCUUUCCAAUACACCUGGGAUGGGUUAACCCAUAAGUUAUUUUGGUUGCCAAACAAU
Panicum hallii is the source of this 1272-nucleotide messenger RNA. Its product is annotated as L-galactose dehydrogenase. The transcript is spliced from 5 exons. Gene Ontology annotation, cellular component: cytosol. Bases 46 to 999 code for a protein of 317 amino acids. The record is from RefSeq and is a predicted model, not a curated record. Gene Ontology annotation, molecular function: L-galactose dehydrogenase activity. Lineage: Eukaryota; Viridiplantae; Streptophyta; Magnoliopsida; Poales; Poaceae. Gene Ontology annotation, biological process: L-ascorbic acid biosynthetic process.